Cylas formicarius (sweet potato weevil) is the source of this 1492-nucleotide messenger RNA. Its product is annotated as odorant receptor 2a-like. The record is from RefSeq and is a predicted model, not a curated record. The coding region runs from base 49 to 1320 and encodes 423 amino acids. The transcript has 9 exons. Gene Ontology annotation, biological process: detection of chemical stimulus involved in sensory perception of smell; sensory perception of smell. Gene Ontology annotation, molecular function: odorant binding; olfactory receptor activity. Gene Ontology annotation, cellular component: plasma membrane. NCBI's taxonomy places the organism in Eukaryota, Metazoa, Arthropoda, Insecta, Coleoptera, Brentidae.
CGAUAUCGUGGAAGUACCUAGACAGGGUGACUUUGACCGUGGACAAAAAUGACAGUCGAUUACCCGGAUGAAUUUUUCAUUGCGGUCAAAUUGUGUUCGACGUUCGUAGGCCUGGGGUUACCCUCCCGAAACCCGAACGAGAUUUUAAGAAUCGUCUAUGCCCUGUACAAAUCGUGCCUGUUCCUUUUGGCUAUAAUUUUCAUGAUAUGCGAGCUAAUAACAUUUAGAGAGGCUUUCGGGGACACCCAAAUGCUCGUCAGCCAAAUCGGAAUGAUGUUCACCCACGUAGUUGGACUUCUGAAACUCUCAAUAUUAAUUUUGAAGCGGAAACAGAUCGAGUUAAUCCAGAGGAAACUUCAAAAUCGGGAAUUUUACUAUAAGACCUUAGGUAACUUCCAACCCGGUUCGAAGAUGAGACGAGAAAGGUACCUGUCAAUUUUUAUUUCUUCGUUCAUAUUCGUGCUAUAUAGUUUCGUUGGCAUAUCGGCUCACAUCAGCACGUAUCUGAUCGUCCGCAAGAACGCUGUCGACGAUCAGUUUAUCGCAAACGUCACCUGCGAGUCUCUCCUUCCAUAUUACUAUUACUAUCCGUUCGACAUGAGCACCGUGACGGGGUGUUACUACUCGCUGACGUACAUGGACAUCUGCCUCGACAUAUUCGCUUGGUACAUCGCUACGUCGGAUAUGUUAUUCGUCGGUUCGCUUCAUCUUCUAAAAACGCAGCUGGACAUUUUGGGAGAAGCGAUAAUCAAUAUCAGAAGGCGGUGCUUGGACGCGCUCGGGAUGCGCACCAGUUUUGAAAUCUUCAAAGACGAGUGGCACCCUGACCUCGAGAACACCAUGUACAACGAGCUAACGCACUGCACGAAGCACCUGAUGACGCUGUUGGACGUGCGUAACGACGUCGAAGAGAUCUUCACGUUUGUCACGUUGGCUCAGACGAUCGCUUCGUUGUUGAUAUUCGCGUCAUGCCUUUACGUCGCCGCUAGGGUGCCGAUGACGUCGCCCAACUUUUUCUCUCAGCUCGAGUAUUUCUGCGCCGUCCUGAUACAGUUUUCUAUUUACUGCUGGUUCGGUAACCAAAUCACCAGAGCGAGCGAGUCGAUCACGAGCGCCCUCUACUCGGCCAAUUGGUUCGGCAGCAGUCGGAGGUUCAAAAAAUCGAUGGUUUUGACGAUGACGCGGAUGCAGCGUCCUCUGUAUCUGUCGAUCGGCAAGUUUACUCCGCUCGCGUUGUCCACCCUGCUCGGGGUUGUCAGGGGUUCGUUCUCAUAUUUCACGGUGUUUCAAUCGGUCGGAGACGUGGAACAGUUGGAAUAGAAGCCUGAGCCGUUAACGUAGUCGAUUCGUAGAAGUUAAAUAAAUAAAAGUAAAAAAAAAUUCGAUCGCCAAUUAGUAGUUUCUUUCUUUCUUCGGAAACAGAGAAACCUUUUGACCCAAUUAACGUCGACAAAGGUCUGUUUUUCAGCGGAAACGAGUUCUAAUUGGGAUU